GUGCCGGAAUAAAUGAAUAUACAAAUAUAUUGAAUCAGCUUUUAAGAGAUGCUUUCGAAGAAGCAAGGCCGAACAAGUCAGAAUUUGAAACUGUUCGUGGCUUCACACAAUUUUUAAUGGGAAAUGUGAAAGAUCCUUCAGAAGAAAUUCCUGCCGAUAUGAUAGCAAAUAAUAAUGACGAAACAAAAGAAAAUAUUCCAGAAGUUAUCCUUGAAGAUGAUGAAAGUAUUUCAGAUAUUCAUGAAGAAGAAGAUAUCCAAAAACAAGUCACUAAUGAUCCUGCAAUAUUAGUUGAUGAAAUAACUGAAAUAAAUAUUAAACCAAAGCUCUUUUUUAAUAUGGAAAAACAAAUGUCCAAAAAGGCCACAAAAGUUGAUAAAAAUUUAAGAAAACUUUGUCCUCAUUUCCAACAUCAUGUAAUAUAUCAAUGGAAUAACAUAAAAGUGCGCUUAUUUCAAUCAAAGAAAAAUCGUGAAAAAAAAGGUGGUUGUGUGACUAUAACGCCAUCAAUGACGACCACAAAACGAAGGAUAAUAUUUUUAGCAGCAGCAUGGCGCAAGAGCACCGUAAAUUUUAUUCCUACAGAGAUUAAUCUAAGAGGCGUUAUCGCAGAUUUAGGAAUUGAUAACCACUUCCGUAUUUUAGAAAUGAUUUUUAUUACCGGUUCUUUAAACGAGAAUGAUAAAAUUAAUGACAUAGAUUUGUUUCUUAAGGGAGGUCAUCGAAUACUUAAUGAUAAAGAAAAACAGGUGGCGGAAAUGCUCAAACAACAAAUCAUUUAUGAUAUUGCUGUUGAAUUAUCAACAAUAU
Messenger RNA from Racocetra persica, 810 nucleotides. NCBI's taxonomy places the organism in Eukaryota, Fungi, Glomeromycota, Glomeromycetes, Diversisporales, Gigasporaceae. The record is from the annotation of a GenBank genome assembly.